AUGGCAAGCUCGGAGCUCUCGGAUGGACAUCGGCGCAACGCGCACCACGUUUUGCCAAGUCAAAGGAGAGCAGGUCGAGCAUGUCUGAGCUGCCGUGCGAAAAAGGUCAAAUGCGACGUCCUACAGCAUGGUAUUCCUUGCAAGAAUUGUCUAAACAGUAAUUUCGAGUGUCUGACUGUUAGAUGUCGUCGAGGAAAAAAACCGAGCACCAAGACCAAGAAUAGUCCGCGUCCUCUUUGGGAGGAGGUGCCUGUCGAAAAGUUUUUUGAAACUCGCGAGACGUCCACUCGGACCGAGUCUAAUGUCAAGUUACCAGAGGCAGCUCGCCCAAGCCGGCCGUCAUCAUUCAACUUACACAACGAUGCCGCGAGUCUGUUGGACCCUUUGUUUUCUCUGGGAGACAUCCCAACAGGUCUGGAGAGAAUCAGGUCAUCAGUAACCGCCAGAAUCCCAAAGUCUGACGACGCAGCUCCUAAAGAAUUCCCAGCCGUUUUCAAGCCAUUUCCAAACCACUGGUCACCGCUUGAUCUCGAAUAUCUACAUCGGAAAGGCGCGUUAUCAAUGCCCCAGGCCCGAUUGAGGCUGGAAAUCAUCAGAUGUUAUGCUGAGUACUUACAUCCAUAUAUGCCCUUACUGGACUUGGAUGAGCUCUUGCAGAUGGUGGAUCUCUCCAUGAACGAUGGAAGCCGCCCAAGAUAUAGCUUUCUACUUUUUCAGUGCGUCAUGUUUGCUGGAAUUUCAUUCGUGGACGAACAACUGGUUCAAGAGUCAGAACAUAAAAGUAUCAAAGCAGCCAGGAGGCUAUUCUACGAGAAAGCCAGAUUACUAUACGACGCAGAUAUCGAGACAGACAAUUUGACUUUAAUUCAAUGUCUCCUCCUGAUGAGCCAAUGGGCUGCCAACGCAGACACUAACAAACAAAAUUGGCACUGGACCGGUGUCGCAGUUUCUUUGGCCCAGGCCAUGCGAUUGACACACAAUCCCGAAAUUUUGGAGCUUCCACAACGUGUAAAGAGCCUUCGUAAGCGGCUGUGGUUUUGUAUCCUCAUGCGAGACCGACUGUUGUCUCUAGGCAUGAGCCGUCCCAUGCGCAUUCGUGAUGGCGAGUUUGACGUACCAUUGCCGACGGUGGAUGACUUCGAAUGUGACAUUCCAAUCGUCACGAGUGUGGCCGGACACCAUCGUGAUGGCAAAAUUCAGAUCAGCUUGACCGAAGCGGACAUAUCAACUAAAUUGGCAACAAUGUUCAUCUUAUACAUCAAGCUUUGCAUGAGCAUCGGUUCCAUCUUCUCAGUGCAAUAUACGACCUUUAUGAAGACCUCUGAAGGCCCGAUUGAGGCAUCGAACAGCAUUUCUGCGAAAAUUAUGCUAUACCCAAUCUCCAACCAAUCGUCAGAUCGUACCUUUGUGCAAAUACGAGACUCUAACUUCUCACUUCUGGAGAAGAGCUUGACAGAAUGGCUCGGCUCCCUGCCUUGCUUCUCCCACCUUUCUGAAAUGCUCUCAAGGGUGGCUCGAGACCCAAUCAGUAUCGAUAACCCACCAAAGGAACAAGACUUUUGCGUCGAACCAAUCGCUUCACGGGAGCCUUUCAGUGUCGCGUUACAGGUAGCCAUCCUGCAUCUCACCUAUUUCGCGGCUUCAUCCGCAUUACACCGACCAAAGAAUCGUUCUCUGAUCUCCUCCCAGAAAGUUGCCGAGGCGGCAGAAGGUAUGGCCAUGAUUUGCGCGUUCUUAAACAAGAAUGGUCUUACAAGAUACCUUCCCGUGAACACAAUUACCAUGUUGCUACCCAGCAUCAUUUGGUACAUCAACUACCUCAGACGGGUGGUGAUGACUGACCCUAGCGGUCAGCACAGCACCACGGAAGAGACCGAGAUCCACAGGGCUAGAGACAGUCUUAGUGAACUUCUGGUCUCCCUUCAUAUACUGCGGAAAGCUCAUGUUGGGGCAGAUUUUGUGACACUUCUGCUUCAGGCUUAUUUGGUUCGUUCUGGAGCGAGAGUGGUUCCAUCUGCAGCCGCUACUGACCUCAAACAUUCAACGUUAAGGGCGCGAAGGGAAUUUGAACUUGAGCUGAACUGUCAUCAAACGCCUUCCAGAGACCGUGUGAAUGUCAAAAAUACCCCAGUGUUUGAUGGUCCACUUACGCCUCAAAGUCAGGGUGUUCAGGUUCCACCAGCGAGCGGAUUCAACUCGAACGAGCUAAUUGAGCUCCCCAUGUCAGAGAACAAUACUCUCAGACCCGAUCUCCUGUUCGAAUUCUCAUACGGAGCAGAUCUUGACUCAGAUGGCACUGGUGAGGAGACGACGAAUAUGGUUUUCGGAUUUCCUGAUUCUGGGGUUUACUGGGGGAUAGACAUGGGGGACAUGAAUAGCAGUCCCAAUAUGGCCUUAUGGGAGGAAAGUGUGUCAAACUGUAACGAUUUGGGGUUCAACCUGGAUUGGCUUGCGUAA
Molecule: messenger RNA, 2457 nt
Organism: Exophiala bonariae
Lineage: Eukaryota; Fungi; Ascomycota; Eurotiomycetes; Chaetothyriales; Herpotrichiellaceae
Exons: 3
Coding region: 1-2457 (818 amino acids)
Biological process (GO): regulation of DNA-templated transcription; DNA-templated transcription
Molecular function (GO): DNA binding; DNA-binding transcription factor activity, RNA polymerase II-specific; zinc ion binding
Source: RefSeq, a predicted model, not a curated record